AUGCUUGGCUUCCUCUCCUCUUUGCACUCCUUUGCCUUCGGGACGGUCGGUUCACCUCUCGCCGAUCGCGCCGACUCGGUAGAGGUUUCAGUAUUUGUGAAUCCAUGCCUGGGUGACGUACGUCGUGACGAGAGCGGAGCUCCCGUAGUGUGCAAUCCGAUGGGCAUCGAAUGCUCGGAGGACCCAUGUGACUCGUCGUGGAGCGAAGGAGAAGGUGACGACUCCCUUAGCCGAUUCUACUAUAACCCAGUAGAAGGCGACUGCUACCCGUUCAAGUACAAAGGCCGAAAAGGAAAUGAAAACAACUUUCUCACGAAGAAACUGUGUCAAGAGAAAUGUCAACCAAUUUCAACGGUCUGUUUUGGUGGCGAACUUCCACUUUCAUCGCCUAGUGGACGAGUUGUUCAGUGUCACAACGAGCCCUGUCCUGAUAGCUAUUACUGUCAUGUGGGCAAAGAUGACAAGUCUACUGUAUGUUGCGAGAAGAAAGGUGACCUCUCCUAUAUUUUCUUUUAA
This is a messenger RNA of Cooperia oncophora, 516 nucleotides long. NCBI's taxonomy places the organism in Eukaryota, Metazoa, Nematoda, Chromadorea, Rhabditida, Trichostrongylidae. The record is from the annotation of a GenBank genome assembly.